AUGGCGUCUACGCCCAACCGCUGCACUAUCUCGGAUGCUUGGGGUUGGAUGGCUCAUGUGUGUUAUCUGCUCCGCUCGUGGCCUUCCCUCGACACCCGAAGGUACCUGAACAUAAACGAGCUCACCACGCUGCCUGAGGGAAUCUUCGGGGGUCUUACGGCCUUGCAAACACUGUUUCGAGCUCAUGUGUGUUAUCUGCUCCGCUCGUGGCCUUACCUCGACACCCGAAGGGACCUGCGCUACAACGAGCUCACCACGCUGCCUGAGGGAAUCUUCGGGGGUCUUACGGCCUUGGAAACGCUGUGCCUGAGCUACAACGAGCUCACCACGCUGCCUGAGGGAAUCUUCGGGGGUCUUACGGCCUUGGAAACGCUGUACCUGAACAUAAACGAGCUCACCACGCUGCCUGAGGGAAUCUUCGGGGGUCUUACGGCCUUGCAAACACUGUACCUGUACCGCAACGAGCUCACCACGCUGCCUGAGGGCAUCUUCGGGGGUCUUACGGCCUUGGAAACACUGUACCUGAACAUAAACGAGCUCACCACGCUGCCUGAGGGAAUCUUCGGGGGUCUUACGGCCUUGCAAACACUGUACCUGAACAUAAACGAGCUCACCACGCUGCCUGAGGGAAUCUUCGGGGGUCUUACGGCCUUGCAAACACUGGACCUGCACCACAACGAGCUCACCACGCUGCCUGAGGGAAUCUUCGGGGGUCUUACGGCCUUGCAAACACUGUAA
Molecule: messenger RNA, 738 nt
Organism: Ectocarpus sp. CCAP 1310/34
Lineage: Eukaryota; Phaeophyceae; Ectocarpales; Ectocarpaceae
Source: the annotation of a GenBank genome assembly